This is a messenger RNA of Trypanosoma rangeli, 636 nucleotides long. RefSeq names its product ubiquitin carrier protein 4. Gene Ontology annotation, molecular function: ubiquitin conjugating enzyme activity. Gene Ontology annotation, cellular component: nucleus. Gene Ontology annotation, biological process: ubiquitin-dependent protein catabolic process; protein polyubiquitination. The coding region runs from base 1 to 636 and encodes 211 amino acids. The transcript has a single exon. The record is from RefSeq and is a predicted model, not a curated record. NCBI's taxonomy places the organism in Eukaryota, Euglenozoa, Kinetoplastea, Trypanosomatida, Trypanosomatidae.
AUGUCUGCGGAUCGUUCCUCACGACGUAAGGAGAUGGAUUUCAUGAAGUUAAUGAAUGGCUCACGAAAGGUGCAUCCAUCAAAUUCAGUUUCAGAGUUUUGGGUUGAGUUCCAGGGUCCUGAGGGAACAGCCUACGAAGAUGGUACGUGGUUUAUUCACGUGCAACUUCCGGCGGACUACCCAUUCAAGUCCCCUAGCAUCGGAUUCAGCAACAGCAUUUAUCAUCCAAAUGUGGACGAGGCAAGUGGGUCUGUUUGCCUUGAUGUGAUUAACCAGACAUGGACCCCCAUGUAUGAGUUGCAGAACGUCUUUGAUCUUUUUCUCCCUCAACUCUUACGUUACCCCAACGCCUCAGAUCCAUUAAACUCUUCUGCGGCCUCCAAGUUGCUCCAUGACCCCAUUGCAUACGUUUCUAUUGUUCGUGAACACGUUUCAAGGUAUGCCACAAGAGAAGCGGCGCUUGGAAGCAUUCCGGCAGAGUACCGCCCGAGAAGCGAGGAGAGGACAAAGGGAAAUGAAAAGUCCCGACAUAUAUUGGAGGAUUGCUCCCCAGCUACCUCUAAAGGGCUAACAGAAGCCCCGAACUCCCCAUUUGGGAGCGAAGAGGAGUAUGUGCCAGAGUCCAUUGAUAUCUGA